CGCCUGAUAACUCGCGCCACACGAAGCACGCUGGGUUGGUUCUUCUGCGCGCCUGCGUCUGGCGAGCUCUGCGCAGGCGCAUUUCCAUCGCUUGGAGGAGAGGGCGGGGUGUCGCUCCCUUUCGCUGAUGCAAGAGCCUGGUGCGGUGGUAGGAGAGGUAUCGGCAGGAGCAGCGCUGCCGCCGGAACCCGGGGCUGACCCGUCUGACUUCCCGUCGGAGCCGAGCCCACUCGAGCCGCAGCCAUGUCUGGGGACGAGAUGAUUUUUGAUCCUACCAUGAGCAAGAAGAAAAAGAAGAAGAAGAAGCCUUUUAUGUUAGAUGAGGAAGGGGAUACCCAAAUAGAGGAAACCCAGCCUUCAGAAACAAAAGAAGUGGAGCCAGAGCCAACUGAGGACAAAGAUUUGGAAGCUGAUGAAGAGGACAGUAGGAAAAAAGAUGCUUCUGAUGAUCUAGAUGACUUGAACUUCUUUAAUCAAAAGAAAAAGAAGAAAAAAACUAAAAAGAUAUUUGAUAUUGAUGAAGCUGAAGAAGGUGUAAAGGAUCUUAAGAUUGAAAGUGAUGUUCAAGAACCAGCUGAACCAGAGGAUGACCUUGACAUAAUGCUUGGCAAUAAAAAGAAGAAAAAGAAGAAUGUCAAGUUCCCAGAUGAGGAUGAAAUACUAGAGAAAGAUGAAGCUCUAGAAGAUGAAGACAGCAAAAAAGAUGAUGGCAUCUCAUUCAGUAAUCAGACAGGCCCUGCUUGGGCAGGCUCAGAAAGAGACUACACAUAUGAGGAGCUGCUGAAUCGAGUGUUCAACAUCAUGAGGGAAAAGAAUCCAGAUAUGGUUGCUGGGGAGAAAAGGAAAUUUGUCAUGAAACCUCCACAGGUCGUCCGAGUAGGAACCAAGAAAACUUCUUUUGUCAACUUUACAGAUAUCUGUAAACUAUUACAUCGUCAGCCCAAACAUCUCCUUGCAUUUUUGUUGGCUGAAUUGGGUACAAGUGGUUCUAUAGAUGGUAAUAACCAACUUGUAAUCAAAGGAAGAUUCCAACAGAAACAGAUAGAAAAUGUCUUAAGAAGAUAUAUCAAGGAAUAUGUCACUUGUCACACAUGCCGAUCACCAGACACAAUCCUGCAGAAGGACACGCGACUCUAUUUCCUACAGUGCGAAACUUGUCAUUCUAGAUGUUCUGUUGCCAGUAUCAAAACAGGCUUCCAGGCUGUCACGGGCAAGCGAGCACAGCUCCGUGCCAAAGCUAACUAAUUUGCUAAUCACUGAUUUUGCAAAGAGUGUUGUGGAGAUGUGGCUGGACAGGUUUGCCAUCAGAGUGGAUAUACCAUUGUAUUAAAAACAAGAUUAAAAAGCUGCCAAGUUCUUUGGCGAAUGGUUGGUCUGAAAUCCUUGCAAGACGCUGACGCUCAAGCUGUUGACAUACUCGUUGCCUACUUUAACAACUGUCAGAGAAACGUGAUAUGGGGUAAGGAGGUGCUUUUUUAAAAUCGUUCAUAGACUUCUGUAAAAUGCAAGAUAAAUUAAAGUUAUUAUAACAGUGAUUCUUUCAA
Molecule: messenger RNA, 1544 nt
Organism: Saimiri boliviensis boliviensis (Bolivian squirrel monkey)
Lineage: Eukaryota; Metazoa; Chordata; Mammalia; Primates; Cebidae
Gene: EIF2S2
Product: eukaryotic translation initiation factor 2 subunit beta
Biological process (GO): translational initiation; formation of translation preinitiation complex
Cellular component (GO): eukaryotic translation initiation factor 2 complex
Molecular function (GO): translation initiation factor activity; mRNA binding; translation initiation factor binding
Source: RefSeq, a predicted model, not a curated record